AUGAUCACCACCUCCGGGGAUGUCUCUCUGCAAUCGCAGGAAGUGGUGGCCAUGGGCGGAGAUCUGAACCCAAGGACAAAGAGGGGUCCAGGCAACUUCAACUCGGGCUUCACUCCACUACACAUGGCCUGUGCGUACGGCGUGAAGGAGCUUGUGGAGGCGCUCAUCAAGGCCGGCGCCGACCCUAACUGCCGGAACGACUUCGACUGGGGACCCCUGCUGGAAGUUUGCCAUCGUGGCUUUACGGCCAUCGCCGCGCUGUUGGUGAAAGCGGGGGCGGACGUGGCCCACAUCCCCGACGCAAAGGCUUCUUGCGGCGCGCACAUCAUGCGGGGGGCUCCGCAGUCUGCCCUAGGAGCGGCGGCCCGCGGGGGGUUUCAAACGGUGACAGUUACUGUAGCAUUAUAUGUCUACAAAUAG
This is a messenger RNA of Ectocarpus sp. CCAP 1310/34, 420 nucleotides long. Lineage: Eukaryota; Phaeophyceae; Ectocarpales; Ectocarpaceae. The record is from the annotation of a GenBank genome assembly.